UUUCAAACAUACCACAGCACUCAGUCCAGACAUAUAUAUGGACACCAAAACUGUCUUAGAAUCGACUUUUAUGAACCCAUUCAAGGCAAGCAUUAUUAAAAUAAGCCCAUUUAUUGAAAUCUUGAAUAUAUGCAACUUUCUAAAUUAUGCAUACUGCAAGACUCUCAGUGCGCGGGUUUGGUUACAUCUAACUAACGAGCGUAGAAUUUAAGCGACUUUCUAAAUUGUGAAUACAAAAUUUGCGCUGUGCAUUGGAUUAAAUUGUGUGAAUUUAAUGUUAAAAUAAUUGAUCAAUCUUAAGCCAGUGUUGUAUUGUAGGGGAAGUUAUAUGCUCUCUCUUCACAUAGGACCGCCAUCAUGUGUAAAUGUUCUUCGAGCCAGUUCUCACUUGAAUUAAGGACGACGAAAUGUCGCAGAAUGAAACUACCAACCAGUAUAUACCAUUAGUGCAAGAGAAGGGUCGUCUUCGUACAAAACAAUACCACACAAUGGACGUACAACCACUUACACCAGCAGCGGUUACAGCAGAGACCAUUUUGAAAAAUCUAGGAUCUCGGUUGGAGCAACGUAAAAAGUUAAUCCUUCGUCGCAGAUGGCUCGUUGACGUUGAAUUCGUUAUGGCUGUUAUAGGAAUUUCGUUAAUGAUGAUUGAGAAUGAGCUGUUCUAUCUGGAUCCAAGUGAGAAAAUGUCAACCAUAUCACUGGUACUAAAAACAUUUACUUCAAUUACAACCGGCGUUCUACUAAUCGCUAUAUGUUUGUACUACCAGACUGGGAUGGAAAUACGCAUGCUCGACGGCGGUGUGGACGACCCAUUUGCUGUGACACCAUUUUGGACAUAUGUGGCCUGGAUCGUAGAAGUGAUAGUUUGUGCGGUACAUCCCUUCCCUAGUAAUAUAGAAGUUGUAUUCGUUUCACCCAGGGGUCACAGUCGAGUAGCAAGCAUUGAUGGCAUCUUAUCUGUGUUGAUGAUGUUUCGUCUUUAUUUAGUGGGUAAAUUUAUCGUGGUGCAUAGUCGUCUGCUCACAGAUCCUUCGACUCAGAGUAUUGGAGCACUAUCUAGAAUUAAAAUCAAUCUGUUUUUCGUGUUCAAGUCAGCCAUGUCGGAGAGUCCAGGGAUUCUGAUUGUGUCAGUAAUGUUGACUAUGUACACAGUGAGCUGUUGGUCGAUGAGGACCUGUGAAAUGUAUUAUACGAGAACAGAGGAAAGUCAAGGAUUUUCUCAAUCAAUGUGGCUAUCUGCCAUUACUUUCCUUACCGUUGGGUAUGGGGACGUGACACCACAGACCCAUUGUGGACGUUACAUAGCUAUCAUGACAGGGCUGUGUGGCUUGGCUUCAACAGCUUUGUUAGUAGCCGUCAUUGCGAAGCGGCUUGAACAAACUCGAUCUGAACGCUACGUUUUUAACUUCUUGUCAAGAAUCCAUUUGGAGAAUAAGCACAAAAAUGCCGCGGCCGAUGUUGUGAAGUGUUCUCUGAGAUUAUGGGUGAUGAACAAACAGGGUGGUAAACCCACCUUAACCUAUACUUACUUUAGGUGGAAGCUUCGUAACGCUGUAAGGGAAAUGAGAUCUGCUCGCGCCACUUUAGCCGAGAAUGAGGAAUCGACCGUUGGUGUGAUAGAGUUAUCUCACAUGAUUUCCAGAAUGACAGUAAGUAUUGAAAAAUCCCUCGAGGCUCAGAACAGAAUGUCAGAACAAAUGACUAAAAUCGAAAAAGAACUUCAAGAUAUGAGAAGUCAUUUAAAAUAGUUUCUAUGUGAAUUAACCGAGCGAAUUGGGUUGUUUUCUGUGAUAUUGGUAUGAAUCUAUUAGUGUCUAUUAUAAUAUGUAUAAAAAUCA
This is a messenger RNA of Patella vulgata (common limpet), 1841 nucleotides long. RefSeq names its product small conductance calcium-activated potassium channel protein 2. The transcript is spliced from 2 exons. Gene Ontology annotation, biological process: potassium ion transmembrane transport. NCBI's taxonomy places the organism in Eukaryota, Metazoa, Mollusca, Gastropoda, Patellidae. The record is from RefSeq and is a predicted model, not a curated record. Gene Ontology annotation, molecular function: calmodulin binding; small conductance calcium-activated potassium channel activity. The coding region runs from base 408 to 1751 and encodes 447 amino acids. Gene Ontology annotation, cellular component: neuron projection; plasma membrane; neuronal cell body.